Molecule: messenger RNA, 753 nt
Organism: Sclerotinia sclerotiorum 1980 UF-70
Lineage: Eukaryota; Fungi; Ascomycota; Leotiomycetes; Helotiales; Sclerotiniaceae
Exons: 2
Coding region: 1-753 (250 amino acids)
Biological process (GO): proteolysis
Molecular function (GO): glutamic-type endopeptidase activity
Source: RefSeq, a predicted model, not a curated record
AUGAAGUACUCAAUCGUUUUCGCCACCCUUCUUGCGGGUUCUGCUAUUGCUGCACCAGCAACCAAGCUUAACGCUAAACAAAGACUUGCUCGGCGCCACAAGCACGCUGCUAGCGUAGAAGACGAUUACAAUGUUAGUUGGGCUGGUGCCGUUCUUACUGGUGCUGCAUACACCGGUGUUUCCGCUUCUUUCGCCAUUCCUAAACCCGCGGUUGGAACAACGGGCGAGACUUCCGCUUCGGACUUCACCGCUUCUAGCUGGGUCGGUAUUGAUGGAUACAAUUGUGACAAUCUCUGGCAAGCAGGUGUAGAUUCCACAAUUGAGAAAUCUACCGGUGCAAUUUCAUAUUAUGCUUGGUAUGAAUGGUAUCCUGCCGGGACUCAAGUCAUUGAUCUAGGAACUCUCACAGCUGAAGAUGUCAUCUCGGUAAAUCUCACCACCAGCGGCUUCAACACGGGAACCGUCGUCAUGGAAAAUAAAUCCACCGGCAAAUCCUACACCAAAACCGUCUCCUCAACCAACACCCUCUGUGGUGUCAGUGCUGAGUGGAUUAUGGAAGACUUAAGCAUCGAUACCAACACCGAGGGUCUCGCAAACUACGGGAGCGUUGUCUUCACCGAUGCAAUCGCUACUACCUCCUCCAAGACAGUCAACCCAUCUGGUGCGAACAUCAUGGAUAUCGAAACUACCUCCAAUGCUAUCUUGACUAAGACUACCGUUACUGAUAACUCGGUUACCAUUGCUUAUGUUUAG